AUGUCAGCAUCCUGGUGGCGCACGUUGCAGCUGCUGCUCCUGCUGAGCGCGACCUGGGCACAGGCUGGCACCCCGCGCUGCACCUACACCUUCGUGUUGCCCCAGCAGAAGUUCACUGGUGCCGUGUGCUGGAGUGGACCUGUGGCCGCGCGGCGGGAGCCCGAGGCAGUGAACGCCAGCGAAGUGGCGGCGUUGCGCGUUCGUGUGGGUCGCCACGAGGAGCUGCUGCACGAACUGCAACGGGUGGCGGCGGCAGAUGGCGCGGUGGCAGGCGAGGUGCGCGCGCUGCGCAAGGAGAGCCGUGGCCUGAGCGCGCGCCUGGGCCAGCUGCGCGCGCAGCUCCAGCACGAGGCGGGUCCAGGGGCGGGUCCGGGGGCAGUCCCGGGUCCGGGGGCGGAGCCUGCCGCGGCCUUGGCGCUGCUAGGUGAACGCGUGCUCAACGCCUCAGCCGAGGCGCAGCGUGCAGCCCUACGAUUCCACGAGCUGGACGUCAAGUUCCGCGAGUUGGCGCAGCUGGUCAGCCAGCAGAGCAGCCUCAUAGCCCGCCUGGAGCGCCUGUGCCCCGCGGGUGGAGGCGGGCAGCAGCAGGUCCUGCCACCACCCUUGGUGCCCGUGGUUCCGGUCAGUUUGGUGGGUGGUACCAAUGACAGUGGCAAGAGGCUGGAUCCAGUCCCAGAGCCCCCGAAAGGCCAGACCCUGAGACAGCAGAGGAUGCUGGUCUCACCCACUCCCACAGGGCAUUCUGCAGCCUCUACCAAGCCAGCAGGCCCGUGGCGGGACUGUGCAGAGGCCCAGCAGGCAGGUCAGGGGCAGAGUGGAGUUUAUGAGCUGCGAUUGGGCCGGCACCUAGUAUCAGCCUGGUGUGAGCAGCAGCUGGAAGGUGGAGGCUGGACUGUGAUUCAGCGGCGACAAGAUGGCUCUGUCAAUUUCUUCACUACCUGGCAGCACUACAAGGCAGGCUUCGGGCGGCCUGAUGGGGAAUACUGGCUGGGCCUGGAGGCAGUGCACCAGCUGACUAGCCGUGGGGACCAUGAGCUGCUGGUGCUUCUAGAAGACUGGGGUGGCCGUGGGGCACGUGCCCAUUAUGACGGUUUCUCCUUGGAGCCUGAGAGUGACCAUUAUCGCCUGCGGCUUGGCCAAUACCACGGUGAUGCUGGAGACUCUCUCUCCUGGCACAAUGACAAGCCUUUCAGCACUGUGGAUAGGGACCGAGAUUCUUACUCUGGUAACUGUGCCCUGUACCAGCGGGGAGGCUGGUGGUAUCACGCCUGUGCUCACUCCAAUCUCAAUGGUGUGUGGCACCGUGGUGGUCACUACCGCAGCCGCUACCAGGAUGGCGUCUACUGGGCUGAGUUUCAUGGCGGGGCAUACUCUCUCAAGAAGGCUGCCAUGCUGAUCCGGCCCCUGAGGCUGUGA
Molecule: messenger RNA, 1416 nt
Organism: Chrysochloris asiatica (Cape golden mole)
Lineage: Eukaryota; Metazoa; Chordata; Mammalia; Afrosoricida; Chrysochloridae
Gene: ANGPTL6
Product: angiopoietin-like 6
Exons: 5
Coding region: 1-1416 (471 amino acids)
Source: RefSeq, a predicted model, not a curated record